AUGUACAAAAGAGCGCUAAAAGUUCCAGUAGCCCUUGUGGGAAAGAUACUACGAUUCUACUGGGAUUUACCUUUUGGUAGAAAAUUGGCUACAUCUGUACUAUUUGCCACUGGAUUCUGUUGGCCAGCCUACCGACGUUAUGAAGCGGAGAAGAUCGAGCAAAAGCAUCAGGAGGCAAUUACAGACUAUGUAUUUAUGGACUUUUCUGCCAAUAAUAAGUACAUUGGUAGGGUGCUCAUAGGGCUGUAUGGGCGUAAAGCACCUCUUUCAGUUGAAAAUUUCAUUCAACUUUGUAAGGGAUAUACUGUAAAGGACAAGACUAUUGGUUAUCGCAACACAAAAAUUGAACGCAUAAUUAACGGAUUGAGUAUCCACGGAGGGGCACUUCUUCAUGAUACAUAUGGCAGGGAUCAACUAUCUAUCUAUGGAAAAAGUUUUCCUGACGAAACAUAUUCCAUUGGAUUUGUUCAAGAUGGAGACGUUGCAAUGCUGAAUAGUGGCGCUGUUGGGAAUGCUUCUAGAUAUUUCAUAACCCUUACAAAGCAAAAAGCUCUAAAUAGGAGGGCUGUAGUAAUUGGCACAAUUGUCAAGGGGAUGAAAGUGGUUAGGGAGAUUGGGAAACAGGGUGCUCAGGAUGGAUUGCCACUACAAGACAUAAGAAUUAUCCACUGCGGUUUAUACCGCGGGGAAAUCGAUGGGCCUGCUUCAUACACUUUCACAGACGCUGCGGAAGCAUAUCAACAGGGCGCCAAUUCAUAA
This is a messenger RNA of Babesia microti strain RI, 759 nucleotides long. RefSeq names its product peptidylprolyl isomerase. The record is from RefSeq and is a predicted model, not a curated record. Gene Ontology annotation, biological process: protein peptidyl-prolyl isomerization. The transcript has 6 exons. Lineage: Eukaryota; Apicomplexa; Aconoidasida; Piroplasmida; Babesiidae. Gene Ontology annotation, molecular function: peptidyl-prolyl cis-trans isomerase activity. The coding region runs from base 1 to 759 and encodes 252 amino acids.